Messenger RNA from Charadrius vociferus (killdeer), 1594 nucleotides. RefSeq names its product nucleoporin 62kDa (gene NUP62). The annotation marks the transcript as partial. Lineage: Eukaryota; Metazoa; Chordata; Aves; Charadriiformes; Charadriidae. Gene Ontology annotation, cellular component: nuclear pore central transport channel; nuclear pore. Gene Ontology annotation, biological process: protein import into nucleus; RNA export from nucleus. The record is from RefSeq and is a predicted model, not a curated record. Gene Ontology annotation, molecular function: phospholipid binding; structural constituent of nuclear pore. The transcript is spliced from 12 exons.
CCCACGGCCCGGGCCACGGCGGCUCCGGCAGCGAACGUGUUCCCGCUGGGAGCAAAUGCACCAAAAUUAAACUUUGGUGGCAGCAGUGCAACUCAGGCUACUGGAGUCACAGGGGGCUUUGGGUUUGGUAGCUCCGCACCAACCAGCGUGCCCUCAAGUCAAGCAGCAGCCCCUUCUGGCUUUCUGUUUGGAUCUGCUGGCACCAGCACCACCACUGCCGCCGCCCAGCCUGGGACAACUGGAGGGUUUACUUUUUCCAGUGGUACCACGACUCAGGCCGGAACAGCCACCUCCACCACUGGCACUGCAGCUCUGCAACCAGCAGCCACGGGCUUGACCUUUGGAACGGCAUCUGCAGCUGCUGCCACCCCCGCUGCUGCCACCUUAGGAGCAGCAACGCAGUCAACAACCCCCUUCAGCCUUGGGGGGCAGCCCGCAGGUCUAAACUUUGGGUCAUUGACUUCAACAGCAGCCACCAGUGCACCUGUGGCAACGCUGACCACAAGUAGCAGCCAGAAACCUACUCCGUCCUUUGGAACCAAACCUGGAGUAACAUCCACAGCUGCUACAACUGCCGCUACCACCACAGCCUCCAUUCUUGGUUCGACGGGGCCUACGUUGUUUGCAUCUAUAGCGAGUUCUUCAGCACCGACGUCGUCUACCACCACGGGCCUCUCGCUUGGUGCCCCUUCCACUGGGACAGCCAGUCUUGGAACGCUUGGGUUUGGAUUAAAAGCUCCUGCAACAACAGCUGCCACAACAAGCACUGCCACUGGCACUACUUCUGCUUCUGGCUUUGCUUUGAAUCUUAAGCCAUUAACUACGACUGGUGCCAUUGGAGCUGGGACUUCUACUGCUGCCAUAACCACCAACACAACCAGCGCACCUCCAGUGAUGACUUAUGCCCAGCUGGAGAGUUUGAUAAACAAGUGGAGUCUGGAACUGGAAGACCAAGAGAAGCACUUUCUCCAUCAAGCAACUCAAGUUAACGCCUGGGAUCAGACGCUGAUAGAAAAUGGGGAGAAGAUUACUUCCUUACACAGAGAAGUAGAGAAGGUGAAGCUUGAUCAGAAGAGACUGGAUCAGGAACUGGACUUCAUUCUGUCACAGCAGAAAGAGCUUGAAGACUUGUUGACCCCUCUGGAGGAAUCUGUGAAGGAACAGAGCGGGACUAUCUACCUGCAGCAUGCAGAUGAAGAACGGGAGAGGACUUAUAAACUGGCUGAAAACAUAGAUGCUCAGUUGAAGCGUAUGGCACAAGAUCUGAAGGACAUUACUGAACACCUGAAUACAUCAAGAGGCCCAGCAGACACCAGUGACCCGCUUCAGCAGAUCUGUAAAAUUUUGAAUGCGCACAUGGACUCAUUGCAGUGGAUUGACCAGAACUCAGCCGUGUUGCAGAGAAAGGUAGAAGAGGUGACAAAGGUUUGCGAGAGCCGCCGCAAGGAGCAAGAGCGCAGUUAUCGGAUUGCGUUUGACUGAAAGACUCCAAGUUUAAAGGAGUAACCUAAAAUCUCCACAGAGAACAAGAGGUUGUUGGGGACCUAGGUGUCCAAUUACCACCUGGGUUUGUUUCAUUCUUGCAAUAAAUUGU